ACUUUCCCGAAACUAUUGUGCGUUGGCCCUUAUAAUUUGUGUAGUAUGUUUAAUGUCGGUCAGUAGCUAUAUUAUACUCAAGUUUUGUUAUUUCGUCGCUGGUUUCUCCCGGUAUUGAUGAUUUCCAUUUUAGGAAAUCUUUGCUCCUAGUAUGUUAAUUAAGAAAUCAAAGAAUCAGUUUAGUGGCAUUUUCCUGAAAGCUUUUUUAGUCUUUGAAGUUGUAAGUUUUAUCGGAUCAUACGCGCUCUGGCAUCGCCUGAAUGUCUCACAAGAUUUUAGGUAUUAUAUGAACAAAAAAUAUCCAAAAAUUCUUGACGGUUAUUAUACUUUGGGAGAAACAUUGAAUCCAGCUUUGGAAAUGAGAACUUUUGAUAAACUCACCUGGGAAAAAAAAGGAAAUUUGGAAGCUUAAAGCUUGAUGGCGUUCUUCAAAUCGUUCAUCCUCUUAAUAUCUGGUGGAAGUUUAGGAUAUCUACUUUCAAAUCUUAUUAAUCUCAACAAGACCAAUGUGACAAAGUUUCUUCCUGGGGGACAGGCAUACAUAAAAUUCCAAAAUAAGCACCAGAAAAGCAAAAUUAUUAAGCCGAGUAAUCACAUGCAUGAUAACAAUCUAAUAAAAGAAUACGAGGAUUUACAAGGUGCAAAAAUAAAAUAACAUUUAAUUAAAAUAAUGGAUCCUCCUGUAGUGGAGGAGGGGAGUUUACCUGACAGAAUUAACAAAAGGGAUCGCGAACGUAAGAUCAUAAUUGAGAAAAGACGCGAGGAGAGGCAACAAUUGGCUGUAGAGUCUGAACAGACUAGUUACUUUAAGGAAACUUUUUAUUCCUCAUGUAGUAAAAUUAAAGAAUUACUAGAUAGCACAUCCGGCAUUUCUUCAGUCGCUCUUGCUGGUAUUUUUGAUAAAGUUAACAAAGAGAUCUUAACAUUAAAAAAUUAUUUGCAUCAAUCGAAAAUGUUUCUUAAAGUCUAUGAUAUCAGGAAGGCUCAGGAAAAUCUACAAAUGUUGGAAAAUGACGCAUUGGAAUUGGAAACAAAGCUUUUACCGAAAAAGAAAUUUGGAUUUAAAAACCGAAGAGUUAUCAAAAAACCAUCAGAUGGAGAAAAUGAUGUUACCGAUGGACUUAAGGAUCUCCAAAUAACGGAAGGUAUUGUGAACGGUUCUGGAAACCCAAAAAAGAAAUUGUCCAGUAAAUAUGGUGACAGUGCUUGCAUGUUGCUGGGAAAAAUCGAUAAAUCAUUGAUUCUCGAUGCUGAGAAUGUGAAUAAAAACGACGUUCUUCUCUCGGACUUGACCCGUUGCACAGUACGAAUAUAUGGUGCACCGAGCACUCUGCACAUGGUUAAUUUAAGACAAUGUACAAUCCUCGUGGGCCCCGUUUCGUCCUCGGUUUUCGCUCACGAUUGCAAGGAUUGUAAUUUCGCCUUCGCUUGUCAACAACUUAGACUCCAUUCUUCAGCGGACUGCUCAAUAUACUUACAUGUCACGAGCAGAGCUAUUAUAGAAGACUGUUCUCAAAUUCGUGUAGCGCCCUACAAUUGGUCUUAUGAAGAUCAGAUAAGUCAUUUCAAUCUGGCGGGUCUCGAUCCCAAGAUAAACAACUGGAACUGUGUUGAUGACUUUAAUUGGCUCUCAAGUGAGAAAAACUCACCAAACUGGUCUGUUCUUGAACCGGAAUCUUGGGUGAAAAGUUGGAACUGACGAAGAAAUUAAAGUGGCUGUAAAGAUGGUUGAAUUAUCGAACCGAUUUAAUUUUUUUUUACAAAGCUAGAGCUGUGAAUGUGAAAAAUUGUAAGGCAUCAUUUUUCUACUCAUGUUUGUAUUCGAGAGACUUUUUUUGUCAUGGUAGUAAAUUAUAUGUAGGUUUUUAUCUAAUGAUACAAUUCAUUACUCAUUCGCAUUCGUUAGCAAAUUUCACAAAUGUCAAAUUCGCGAAAAUUCCAUGUUUAACAAAUGAAAAUUUUAUAUUUCUGUUGCGGAGUUGAGACGGUUCUAUUUUUAAAUAAAAAUUGUUCACUUUCAAUAAAAAUGAUAAUCUCA
Leptopilina boulardi is the source of this 2038-nucleotide messenger RNA. It is a transcript of the gene TBCC, whose product is annotated as tubulin-specific chaperone C. Gene Ontology annotation, biological process: post-chaperonin tubulin folding pathway; tubulin complex assembly. Gene Ontology annotation, molecular function: tubulin binding. Gene Ontology annotation, cellular component: cytoplasm. The record is from RefSeq and is a predicted model, not a curated record. The transcript has 4 exons. Lineage: Eukaryota; Metazoa; Arthropoda; Insecta; Hymenoptera; Figitidae. The coding region runs from base 671 to 1699 and encodes 342 amino acids.